GACUGAUGUCAUAGUUGAAAGCAGUCCGGAUGAGUAUUUUAACAAAAAUAAAAUAAUAAAGAUCUCGUAUAGUUUAUUAAUUAUUAGCUCUUAUUAAUAAAAAUGGAACUAAAUGAUGUCAUCGUGAAUCAACCUGUGGUUAUAGACAAUGGUUCUGGAGUAAUUAAAGCUGGAUUUGCUGGUGACCAAAUACCAAAAUGCAGAUUUCCAAACUACAUCGGACGUCCAAAACAUGUCCGUGUAAUGGCAGGUGCGCUAGAGGGGGAGUUGUUUGUAGGUCCUCGUGCAGAGGAACACAGAGGGCUCCUCAGCAUAAAAUACCCGAUGGAACACGGAAUUGUGACGGAUUGGAACGAUAUGGAACGAGUUUGGAAUUAUAUUUAUAGUAAAGAUCAACUAUCAACAUUCUCUGAAGAGCAUCCAGUGCUGUUGACAGAGGCACCUCUUAACCCUCGUCGUAACAGGGAAAAGGCUGCCGAAGUCUUCUUUGAAACAUUCAAUGUACCAGCCCUGUUUCUCUCGAUGCAAGCUGUUCUUAGUUUAUAUGCAACGGGACGUACGACCGGUGUCGUUUUGGACUCCGGGGACGGUGUGACUCACUCGGUGCCGAUAUACGAAGGUUUCGCGAUGCCGCACAGCAUCAUGAGGGUCGACGUGGCUGGCAGAGACGUGACCAGAUAUCUGAGGCUUCUUCUCCGUAAAGAGGGCGUUAAUCUCCGGACGUCAGCGGAGCUGGAGAUCGUUAAGGCGAUCAAGGAGAGGGCCUGCUAUCUCUCCCCUAACCCCCUGAAGGAGGAAGCUCUGGACUCUGAGCGGGCGCAUUACACGUUACCGGAUGGCACUCAGCUGGAGAUCGGUCCGGCAAGGUUCCGAGCGCCUGAAGUGCUGUUCCGACCUGAUCUCAUCGGGGAAGAGUGUGAAGGUCUACAUGAAGUGUUGAUGUUCGCAAUCCAGAAGUCUGAUAUGGACCUGAGGAAGGUUCUAUACCAGAACAUAGUCUUGAGCGGGGGCUCCACGCUGUUCCGGGGCUUCGGUGACCGUUUGCUGGCGGAGAUACGCAGGCUCGCACCCAAGGACAUGAAGAUCAGGAUCUCAGCGCCUCAAGAACGUCUCUACUCCACGUGGAUAGGAGGCUCGAUCCUCGCCUCCCUGGACACGUUCCGGAAGAUGUGGGUGUCCAAACGGGAGUACGAUGAAGAAGGACACAGGGCUGUUCACCGCAAGACGUUCUAAACCACAUCUCGAAUGCAAAUAAUAAUACAGCUGUUUUGUUUUGCUGUGACGAAAGCGUAGCUUCCUAAUUGCUGAAUCGGUUUUUGAUGAAGUUCAUUCCAAGAGAUGUGAAGGAGAUUCGUUGUGAGGCAAUCUCGUCUUACACUGACUAACAGUUCAACGCUUAAAUUUAUAUAUAAAGGUGAAUAUUUUCUUUUCUAUGUAUAUAUACAAGUUCUUCGAUGUUAUAUUUAAUCUGUGCUGGUUUAUUUUUUGUUAUUGAUCUGUGCAUUGUGUUUCGACUUUGUGUUGUCAGAUUAUCAGGCAUCGGCGAUAUUCGAAUUUUGUGGCAUCAUGCAGAUGUCUUUGUUUAACCUUACGUUGUACGGUUUGUGUGAAAGAGAAACGAAUUUGAUAUCGAAAUCGGUUGAACAUUCGCCUCAUCUCUUUCUAACAAACGGUUUACUGUGAAGUUAAAGAGAGACAGGACGAAUGUUGCAUGCGUUUAAUGUUAUCGUACUUUGAAUGAAUUGGCCAGAACGAUGUAUAGUUUUAUUAGAUGUGAAAUCGAUGGCAUCUGAUACCGACAAAAUUCGAUUUAAUUUUAUCAGACACAUGCAUACGGAUUAUAAGUAAAUGGUAUGUUUUAAAAGCCUCAAAUUUUCUGAACGAGCACUGAGCGAACAGUCGUUGAAAUUAUUCAAACAAAUCAAAGUCAUAAUAAUAAAUGUGUUCACAUAAAGUGAUCUUCGUUAUUUAUCCUAGAUUAAUUGUGUGGUAUUCUUCAAUGGACACUUUGAAGACUCGAGCUAAUUUCAUAAUUUAUAUUUUGAACUGUCCGAGAUCGAGCUCAACGGAACAGUUAAUUUUUGGUAUAUUUUAAAGGAUUAUAUUUUAUGUUAAGCUAUCACCGCUUUGAAUUGUAGAUUUUACUGAGAACUAACCGAUAUGAAACUCUUUUCCAUCAAUAAAAGAUGCGAUUUGCUAAUAACUCAGCUAUAUUGGGUACUUAAUGGUUCUUGUUUAAUAUAUCAUUGUUUAUAAUACAACACUAUUACACUUAACUACUUACAUCCACUUUAAUUUUACUUCCAAUGUUUCAUCGAAGCUCUAAACGCCAUCUUUGUAAAUCCAUUUUGUGUCAAAAACAUUAUUACCAACACUGUUUCACUUAAAAAUCUAAAUCAAAAUACACUUUAUUCAAGUAGGCUUUUACAAGCACUUUUGAAUCGUCAUAUAACAAACUAUUUAAAGUAAAGCUACCACCGGUUCGGAAUGUAGAUUCUACCGAGUAGAACCGGCAAGAAACUCAAUAGUUACUCUUUUUCAACAUCAUAACUCAACAUAUUAAAAAAUAACCAAAAGUUAAAUUCACAGAUAAAUUAUUUGCUUAAGUUGGAAUGAUACACUUAGAGUAAUCUUAAUGACAGCUUUCUUUAGAAUUCUAGGUAUUAUUAUUUAUUUUGCAUCUUAAAAUAACUGAAACUAUGAAUUAUGCAUGUAACAUGUACUUGUUUUUUAAUAAAACUAAUUCCGUUUACAUGUUAUAUAAUAAUUUAUACGGUAACACAAAUAUGUACAUUAUUGUAAUUGGUAUAACAUGCUGUUAUGAUAUUAAACAUGCACAUUUAGUAUAUGCAUGUUACAUGCAAAUGCAUGCAUUAGAUUUAAGUGUAAGCGAGCAAGAUAUAAAGUAUUUAAUGUUGAGAGAUUUUUUUGUAUUCCAAUAAAUUAUUUUU
Vanessa atalanta (red admiral) is the source of this 2951-nucleotide messenger RNA. RefSeq names its product alpha-centractin (gene Arp1). NCBI's taxonomy places the organism in Eukaryota, Metazoa, Arthropoda, Insecta, Lepidoptera, Nymphalidae. Bases 103 to 1233 code for a protein of 376 amino acids. The record is from RefSeq and is a predicted model, not a curated record. The transcript has 9 exons.